CAAUGAUGAACAUUGACAGGGGACCUUGAACAGGGGCGGUGCGGCGGCCUCAAGCGACGAGGGAGUCGCUGCAACAGGGCCACAGCCGCAGCCUUUGAUUAGACCUCGUGUCCACUAUGGCGUCUUCCGCGUAUGUGGGGGGCAUGGCACAGCUGGGGCGUGGCACAGAACAGUUUUCCGUGCGGAGAUCGGGCGGUGCAUGCUCUACGUCGCAGGCGGGGUGCUGCGGAAAGACAGCUGUGGAUGUCGCCCCUCGGGCCCAUGCAGGCGCGAGACAAUCAAGGCUAAAGGUAGACUUGCUGAGGGGCCAGUCUGGAAAUGGAUGUCUGCACAUGGGGUCCUUGGAGUCGUCAGUAGGUAUAUUUAGGUCAGCGCGGGAACAGCAGCGGGCCGAGGGGUCCAAAGUGAGGUGCCUGCUGCGGGGAGUUGGUGACAGUUUCUGGGAUGGUUCCGAGAGGCGGACACCCAACAGCUUUGCAUUCACGGGGAGGAUGCCGUACAGAUCGGAGCACAUGCCGUCGGUGCUGCGCGACAUCAUCCUCCAGAUCGAGCCCCUGGACAUCCAGCAACUAGCGCAGGACGCUUCGUCCGACGCAAUGGACGCCAUGAAGCGCACCAUCUCUGGGAUGCUGGGGCUCCUUCCUUCGGACCAGUUCAGUGUGAUUGUGGAGACGGAGCGGGAGGCCCUGGCGCGGCUGCUGGUCUCCUCCAUGAUGACUGGCUACACUUUGCGGAAUGCCGAGUAUCGCCUCAGCCUGCAGCGCUCCUGGGAGUCGGACGGUGGAGAGGAGGGGGCACCCCCCCUGGAAUCAGUGCCAGUCAGUGGACACCCUGAAGUGGAUGGACACCUGGCACUGGACAACGACAGCCGUCAAGCAGAGGUUGCCGCAGGGGGGGUAGAAUUGAGGAGCAGCGAGGGGGAGGAGGAACUGGAAGAAGUGGGGAUGAUUGGAAUGGAUUUGGAGGGUUUGCCUGUGGAGGCUGCGGAAUACGUGCGGAAGCUGCAGAGCAAGCUGGCAGAAACGCAAGAUGCCCUGUCUUCUGCGGAGAAGACCCUCUCAGCCCUCAAGAUGGAAGGUGUGACCCCAGUGCCCCCACCUACGGGCGAGGAUGAGGGGAACGCUCUCCUCGAUUACCUCCGCUCUCUGGAGGCAGACAAAGUUGCGGAGCUUUCAAAACCUGGGACCCCCGAUGUCGAAGAAGCGAUUCGCGCGGUUAUUGAUGGCCUGCUGGGCAAUCUGGGUCCAAGUCAGCAGGCGGGGGCACCGAGGGGGGGUGCGUAUGGGGGGGCGGGGAUGAGGGCAGGUGGGGGGGGAUGGGAGACCAGGCGGGCCGUGAUGGGGGAGGGGCUUGGGGCGUCCCCCCAGGUGCCGGGGCUUGAGUUCCAGCAGACGGUGACAGCGAGCAGGGACUAUCUGGCGAGGCUGCUGUUCUGGUGCAUGUUGCUGGGCCACUAUACUCGGGGGGUGGAGCUGCGCCUGGAUCUGAACUGCACGUUCAGCCUGCACGGGCUGGGGACGUUCGGCAAGAGGGGCUGUGGCAACGGGGGGCAGGCGGAGGGGACCGGCAGUCAGCGGAGCUGGUCAAAGACCCCCCUGGACGGUGAAGCGCCGAGCUUCUGAGUUUCUUUGGAGAUCGAGGAAAGAGCAGGGGCCUACUCAUUGGGGGGGUGAGGUGAAGGAAGCCGACUUGAUUGACUUGAGGGGUGCAGAAUCGGAGGGAAAGAGGAGGUGGUCGGCAGCAGACAGACAGAGCAGUACGGGAACGGGUGCUAUGCGGCAGCAUGGGGUGAGAGCAUUUGCCGGGAUGGGAUGCGGAGCGAAAGACGUUCUUUGACCGCAAGGGGUGCAUGUGUGGCGGUCGAUGCUUUUGGGGCAGGAAAGAUCCUCAAACCAGGUUGUUUGACGGAGUUCAAACCAUUGGAAGUGACAAAAGUGGUUUGUGGGGCAUGGAGGAGGACGUGCAAACGGUGGCUGGUGUGCAGACAACGUGCACAGAAAAAGCAAACCGGAGUCAGAAAUGAGGUAUUAGUUAGGGGCUGUUAAACACUGCAGCCUCCACCAGAGUGGUCGGAUUAAGGAAUGCGCUGUCAUUUUUGUUGUGUUGCUUUGUGAGGGUACUGUGACCUGUCAUGUGAGUAGCGCACUGUUGGCAACCACCGUGCAGCUGCCAGCAAUCUCUCGUUUCCAGUCCUUUAGAGGUGGCUGUGCUGGGUUCCAGUUUGGUACAUCGUAGGUUUCAGUCUAGGUUGCAGAGUUAUGAUGUAGAGCAGGAAAUGUACGAUAUAAAACAGGUCAUUGGACACGCUACUGCCUAGAGUGCCAUUGAGUGCUAGACCUAUAGAUUGAGAUUCAAAGCUGUAUUGAAGGUUGCCAAUUGCUAGCUUGUCUCACCUCUGAUCGUCCACCAUGUGAUGCUUCUUGUUGUGCACUUACCACUGUAAGACAUA
Klebsormidium nitens is the source of this 2449-nucleotide messenger RNA. NCBI's taxonomy places the organism in Eukaryota, Viridiplantae, Streptophyta, Klebsormidiophyceae, Klebsormidiales, Klebsormidiaceae. The record is from the annotation of a GenBank genome assembly.